UGAGAGGAACCAGAAAGAAGGGAGGGGCCGAGUGAAGCGCACGGUCGCUCAGGUUGGGCAAGAUGGCGUCGCCGACAAUGAAGCGGCACGGCGGCCUGGGGCUGCUCAGAGCCUUCCUGGUGUUACUGGGAGUUUCUGCGCUCUGUACUGUUGCAUUAGCAACCCGGAAAGGAAAUGCUUCCAUGGAUCAUAGAGGCCACAAACACAGACAUCCAGGUCACUUGUCGCUGCACAGACACAAACAAAGCGGGCAAGAAGGACAGGUCCUCCACAGGUCCAAACGAGGAUGGGUCUGGAAUCAGUUCUUUGUAAUUGAGGAGUACACUGGGACCUGACCCCCGGUGCUGGUGGGCAGGCUCCACUCAGAUGUAGACUCAGGCAACGGCAACAUCAAGUACAUCUUGUCCGGCGAAGGUGCGGGAACGAUCUUCGUUAUCGAUGAUAAGACGGGCAACAUCCACGCCACAAAAACCCUGGACCGAGAGGAGCAGGCCCAGUACACUUUAACGGCUCAGGCUGUGGACAGAGAUACAAAUAAGCCUCUGGAGCCACCAUCGGAGUUCAUCGUGAAAGUUCAGGACAUCAAUGAUAAUCCUCCUGAGUUUCUACAUGGGCCGUACUAUGCCAGGGUGCCUGAGAUGUCCAAUGUCGGUACGUCGGUGAUGCAGGUGACAGCUACAGAUGCUGAUGACCCCACCUACGGCAACAGUGCCAGACUGGUGUACAGCAUACUGCAAGGACAACCGUAUUUCUCUGUGGAGCCUCAAACAGGUAUCAUUCGUACGGCCUUGCCAAACAUGGACCGCGAAGCCCGCCAGGAGUACGACGUCGUCAUCCAGGCCAAAGACAUGGGUGGUCACAUGGGCGGGCUGUCGGGCACCACCGAGGUUAAAAUCACCCUCACAGAUGUCAACGACAACCCUCCAAAGUUCCCACAGAGUGUGUAUUCCAUGUCUGUGUCAGAGGAUAAAGUGCCAGGAGAGGAGGUGGGCCGCCUUAAGGCCAAAGACCCUGACCUUGGAGACAACGGGAUCGUCAACUACCGCUUGAUAGACGGAGAUGGAUUGCCCAUGUUCGAACUAUCAACUGACUCCGAGACCAAGGAGGCCGUUAUUAAACUAAAGAAGCCGGUUGACUUUGAGACUAAAAGGUCGUACAGUUUGAAGGUGGAGGGAUCCAACCCUCAUCUUGACCCACAAUUCCUUGCUUGGGGGCCUUAUAAAGAUGAAGCCACGAUAAAGAUAUCAGUGGAGGAUGCAGAUGAGCCUCCUGUGUUCAUAGCUCCCAGUUACACUUUUGAGGUAGAGGAGAAUGCGCCCGAAGGCACCCUGGUGGGUCGAGUCCACGCCAAGGACACCGAUGUCGCUAACAACCCCGUCAGGUACAUGAUCCCUCGGUACACCGACGUUGAGCAGUUCUUCAGCGUAAACUCGGAAGACGGCAUGAUUACCACGACGAGACCGCUGGACAGAGAAGCACAGGCCUGGCAUAAUAUAUCUGUGUCGGCUACAGAGAUAGGAGGCCACCAUCAGGACACCAAAGUACGUGUUAACAUCAAAGUGAAAGACGUGAAUGACAACGCCCCAGAGUUCGCUACCAACAAUGAAGUCCUCAUGUGUGAAACUGUUGCACCAGGAAAGGUAAUUGAAACCAUAAGCGCAGUGGACAAAGACGAGAUGGCUCACAGACAACACUUCACGUUCAGCCUUGCUCCAGAAGUCGCCUACAACCACAACUUCUCCCUCAAAGACAACAGAGACAGUACAUCCAGUAUCUACGUGCUCCGUAAAGGAUUCAGCCGCCUCACCCAGGACGUUUACUAUCUCCCCAUCGAGAUAAACGACAACGGCGUCCCCGCCUUGAGCAGCACCAACACCCUGACCAUCAGAGUCUGCUCCUGUGACAGCAGAGACACCAUCCUCUCGUGUAACGUGGAGCCCUACGUCCUACCUGCCGGUCUCAGCACCGGGGCGCUGAUAGCUAUACUGGCCUGUAUCGUCAUCUUGCUGGCUAUAGUGGUGUUGUUUGUUGCACUGAGGCGCCAGAAGAAGGAGCCUUUGAUAGUGUUUGAGGAGGAGGACAUCAGAGAGAAUAUCAUCACGUAUGAUGAUGAGGGAGGUGGCGAGGAGGACACCGAGGCUUUUGACAUUGCUACGUUGCAGAACCCAGAUGGUGCCAACGGUUUCCUGCCGAGGAAGGACAUCAAACCCGAGCUUCAGUAUCCCCUCAGGCCUGGUCUGGGCCGUACGGCAGCCAACAGCGUGGACGUGGACGACUUCAUCAAGACUCGAAUCGCCGAAGCCGACAGCGACCCUACCGCGCCGCCCUACGACUCCAUCCAGAUCUACGGCUACGAAGGCAGAGGAUCACUGGCUGGGUCGUUGAGUUCCCUCGAGUCUGUGACGACAGAGUCUGACUUGGAUUAUGACUAUCUGCAGAGUUGGGGGCCGAGGUUUAAGAAGCUGGCAGAUUUGUACGGGACCAAAGACUGCUGCAUUAACAAUGAUGAUGACGGUGAAGACUCUUAACAGUAGUCUUAAAUGAGUGGACGCCCCUGAUUUCUGAUGUAUUGAUUCCAUGAGGAUUUGUUAACCGAGGGUUCAAACCCCUCGAUUCACAAUUGUUACCGACUACCAACUGAUCAGUUCACGCCAAUUCGUCAAACCGACCGUUUAACAAGCUCUCCCUCCCGUGGCGCCUUCU
Molecule: messenger RNA, 2703 nt
Organism: Scomber japonicus (chub mackerel)
Lineage: Eukaryota; Metazoa; Chordata; Actinopteri; Scombriformes; Scombridae
Gene: cdh11
Product: cadherin 11, type 2, OB-cadherin (osteoblast)
Biological process (GO): adherens junction organization; multicellular organism development; cell morphogenesis
Cellular component (GO): plasma membrane; adherens junction; catenin complex
Molecular function (GO): calcium ion binding; cadherin binding
Source: RefSeq, a predicted model, not a curated record